Molecule: messenger RNA, 1028 nt
Organism: Asparagus officinalis (garden asparagus)
Lineage: Eukaryota; Viridiplantae; Streptophyta; Magnoliopsida; Asparagales; Asparagaceae
Product: inactive LRR receptor-like serine/threonine-protein kinase BIR2
Exons: 2
Coding region: 228-1028 (266 amino acids)
Cellular component (GO): plasma membrane
Molecular function (GO): protein binding
Source: RefSeq, a predicted model, not a curated record
ACACAGCAGCUCCCACGCUCACCGCAAAAAGCAAGUAAUAAAGCAGAAAACAUAGCAGUAAACAUCACCGAAACAGACUCGUCCCCCACUUUCUCCAUCUCCUCCCCUCUUCCUCCCACGAACAAGAAAGGAAAAAAAUAAAAUAAAAAUAAAAGUAAAAACUAAAAAAUAAUAAUAAAAGGAAAAAAAAAGUCUCACCCCCACCACUUAGCUCCAUUCGUGCUCCAAUGGCGACGCCGAAGUUGAUCAUCCUCACCACCCUCAUCCUCCUCAUCCAUCAAUCUAUUGCGGACCCAUCAGAUGAAUCCUGUUUAUCCAGCCUCCACUCCUCGCUAUCGGAUCCGAACUCGAAGCUCCGAAACUGGACGAAGCCCAACUUCGCGAACCCCUGCAACGGGUUCACCUCCCUCAUCGCGGGGGCCACCUGCAACAACGGGAGGAUCUUCAAGCUGUCCCUCCCCUCCCUCUCCCUCUCGGGCAGCCUCCCCUCCCUCAUCUCCAACUGCACCAACCUCCAGACCCUCGACCUCUCCGACAACCUCCUCUCGGGCCCCAUCCCCGACCAAAUCUCCCUCCUCCUCAACCUCGCCGUCCUCAACCUCUCCUCCAACCUCCUCUCCGGCCAGAUCCCCCCUCAGCUUGCCCUCUGCUCCUACCUCAACGUCAUCGACCUCCACUCCAACAGGCUAUCCGGCCCCAUUCCUGACCAGCUGGGGCUUUUGGUGAGGCUGUCGGCUUUCGACGUCUCCAACAAUGAGCUGGAGGGCUCGAUCCCGGUGAGCCUGGCGAACAGGAGCAACGGAGGUGGGCCCAGGUUUAACGCCAGCAGCUUCGUGGGGAACAGGGGCUUGUAUGGGUUCCCGUUGGGGGAGAUGAGGGGGAGGGGCCUGAGCGUGAUGGCCAUCGUUGGGAUUGGGAUUGGGAGCGGCCUGAUCAGCCUUGUCAUUAGCUUCACUGCUGAGUUAUUCAAAAAGGAUGUGCUGUGGGUUGUGGUUUCCUUGAUGUAUUACUGCAGUUGUGCUCUUUAG